ACUCGAGUAUGAGAGUCAAGUAGAAGAAGAAGCUUCGACACAAACCCUCUUCAAUGGCGUCUUCUUCUUCUUCUGUAGUUUCGGAGAGAAGGGGAAUUCCAGCAGCUGCUUUCGUAGAAGACGUCCAAACCUAUCUCACCCAAUUAGGCCUCGAUGUCAACUCAUCGCUUGCUUUUCUUCAAGAAAGACUUCAGCAGUACAAGUUGGUCGAAAUGAAACUUCUCGCUCAGCAGAGGGAUCUUCAGGCCAAAAUCCCCGACAUUGAGAAGUGCCUAGAUAUAGUUGCGGCAUUGCAAGCUAAGAAGGGUACUGGUGAGGCGUUGAUUGCUGAUUUCGAAGUUUCCGAGGGAAUAUAUUCACGGGCUCGAAUUGAGGAUGCAGAGUCGGUCUGUCUAUGGUUGGGAGCAAAUGUCAUGCUAGAGUAUUCUUGUGAUGAGGCAAAUGCUCUUCUACGUAAGAAUCUUGAAAAUGCUAAAGCGAGUUUAGAAGUCCUUGUUGCUGAUCUGCAGUUCUUGAGAGACCAAGUGACAACAACCCAAGUUACACUCGCUCGGGUAUAUAAUUGGGACGUUCAUCAGCGAAGGAGUAAGCAAGCUGUGAAAGACACCUGACCUUUGAGGUGGAAGCAGGCUUUUAGCUGAGUAUGUUGUUCAAUUGCCCUUUGUUUGCUUUCUUAUUGAAAUCGGGAUGGUCUUGAUUGCUUUGCCACUCCCUACUUAUAUUGGGCUGUGAUUCUACUUAGUAUCUGGGAAACUGCUGAUUGGUGUUUGCAAGCCUGAGACAUGAAUCUAUACAUUCAGAGAAGUUGAUGUUUCUGUUGAGCCAUCUGUCUUCUGUGCGAUCAUCCAGGACUCGUUUCAUCCCUUUGAAACUUAACAUUUAGCUCCGUAGGAGUUCCCAACAAAUGAAAUGAGAAAGAUUGAUUUGAUUUUCA
Molecule: messenger RNA, 934 nt
Organism: Magnolia sinica
Lineage: Eukaryota; Viridiplantae; Streptophyta; Magnoliopsida; Magnoliales; Magnoliaceae
Product: prefoldin subunit 3
Exons: 6
Coding region: 54-611 (185 amino acids)
Biological process (GO): tubulin complex assembly; microtubule-based process; protein folding
Cellular component (GO): cytoplasm; prefoldin complex
Molecular function (GO): tubulin binding
Source: RefSeq, a predicted model, not a curated record